CUCAAGUUUUGUGACCAAGGUUUCGGUUUAUGCUUCAGUUGUCUUGCCUGGGAGAACAUGCCUGGUACAGAGAUCGGUCAUGACAGUGGUGCAACACCGUCCAUACGGUGCCCCUUCGACGAAUUUGAACGGAUUCUCGAGAAGAAUCCCAUUUUGGCGCCCACUGGCUGUACGGAAAAGUUUUGCCAAGCUGGACGUCUCAUCCACAGCGCUGAGCCAAAGGUCGGGGAGAAUCGUCCGCUCGAAGUGGUGAAGAAUGAAGCGGUGGCAUUUCUCUGGCAGUUGUGGCAGGAAGGCAUCUACACCGAAGACCGUUACCUAGAAAGACGCGCACAAGUACUGGAGGAGAUCGCUCGAUCAACUAAAACCACAAUUGUGUGGGAUCAGGAAUGCAAGCGAGUGGGCAAGACUUCGAUCUGGACACAAAGCGCCGAAGAACUUCGCUAUGGGCUGCGUCUGGCCUGGAAGAAUUCGCGCAGGUGUAUCAUGCGCUCGCGGUAUCAAGGUCUGGGCCUCUGUGAUCUGCGACAUAUUCACACUAGCGUCGGUAUGGCCACAGCACUUCUCGAGGAAGUCACUAAGGCCUUCAACGAUGGUCAGAUUGAGCCGACGGUGUUUGUGUUUCCGCCGAAGUCUGUGAAUGGCAGUGGCCCAAGGUUUUGGAACAAGCAAGUGCUGAACUUCGCUGGUGUACGUUAUCCGCUCUACUGGAUUCGCAACCCGCAGUACGAGCUAGAGGACGGCUCUAUUGUAGGUGACCCCAGUAACGUCAAGUUAACCCAAGACAUCAUUGACUUGGGCUGGGCACCACCACGGCCCAAGACCCCAUGGGAUCUCCUACCAAUUGUUGCCAUGGCGGAGAGCGACGCACCGGCUCUUGUCGAGGUGCCGGAUGACCUCUGUCGGCUGAUUGCCAUUCGACAUCCAGACUACCCCGGCUUCAAUGAACUCGGCCUCAGGUGGUACCAAUUCCCAGCCCUAAGUCGACUGGGCUUUGAUAUAGGCGGAGUUCAGUACAUGGAUGCGGAGAUCGGGGUGAGGAACCUUGCCGACAUGUUCCGUUUUGACGCCCUGCCCGAGGUGGUCAAAGCCAUUGGGUUUGACAUCAACGCCUAUCGUGCCAAGCCUGAGUACGCAGACAUACGAGAGCUGGAGGAUCUUCCAGACUAUGAGCAGCUGCGGUGGCGGAGCCGCGCCCAAGCCGAGCUGAAUUACGCCGUGCGUUGGUCCUUCCUCCAGCAUGGCGUUACUUGUUUCGACGAUGAACAUGCCGCGAAGAAGGGCUACCGACUGAAUUCAGAUCACUAUUGGCUGUCACCGCCGCAGGGAUCAAUCAUACCCGUGUGGCAUCGUGGUGGUGCGCCAAAUUACCAGCCGAAGCCCAUGAUUUGCCGGAAUCGGUAUGAUCCUGUUAACUCCUGGCAGCGUCGGAAGGGUUCUACGGAGGCAGUUCCAGCCCUUCUGGUGAGAAACGGGAAUACCUGGGUCACCGAGGCUCUGACUAGCUUUGCCACUGAAAUUUUAGGCCCCAAGAGGCGUAAACUGACAGAAUCUCCCAGCAAAGAGCAACCCUGCACGGUGCAUCUAUCCUACUGCAGCCAGGGUACUACAGCACGGACUCUAGCUGAAAGGCUACACCGGCGACUGAAGCGCAGUGCUAGAGGCUUUCGAGUGAAGUUUAGCACCUUGGACGCCUUGGAUUUGGCUCUUGUCGAAACAUUCGAUACCAUACUUCUAGUUGCCUCGACCACCGGCAGUGGUGCAUUUCCUGCCAAUGGAGCUAAUUUUGCGAAGGCCUUAGGGCAUUUCCGCCACACGCUCAAGGUUGACUUCUCCCGUGUCCGACUGUCCGUCUUUGGGGUUGGGGAUAGUGCCUAUCCCAAUUUCAAUGCCGCAGCAAUUACCGCCUACGACUUUUUCCACCACCUCAAUAUCUUGCCCAUAGCUGGUGGAUUAAUAAAGGCCUAUGUGGCAUCCGAAGCAUUGCCGUUGCGCAUGUUCAAUCGCUGGUCGGACGCGGUCGAGUCUGCGUUAAUGGGAGGGAAAGGCGAAUUGACUAGUGAUCCGGAAGAAGCGUUCGUAACGCACGCUGAGAUGCUCCGCAAUUUUAGCGAAGCUACGGUUACCUCUAAGGCAUCCAGCCGGACGCACGAUGGACUGGUCCUAUUGACUCUUGACGGCAUCGAAUGUGCCGACAUGACCCACCAACGGCUUCUUCCCACGAAUUCCUCAUCUCAUGUCUCCCGAGCCAUCACAGCCCUGGAAAUCACAGAUCCUCAGCUGCUUAUACCGUUCUCUGGCGAAGGGCUCCAGCAUCUAUUCGCGGGGUUUCGGCCUGCGGAUGAGAACCUCUUUCACGCGGUAGUCCACCUGGCGCAGAGGCAUCGUGUGUUAGAUCUGGCCUGUCUUGUUCCUAGUAACCGCGAAAAGAAGCGUGUUCAGUGUUUUUUACUGGACAAAUGUAACGAAAUUCGGACGAAAUUAGUGGAACAGGAAGGAUAUGUCUAUGUCUGUGGGAGUGCCGCUAUGGCUGAAGGGGUGCAAGCUAACCUCAGCGAGAUUUUGGUAGGAAAUGUGAAGCAGAUCAUGGGCGAAAGAUAUGUAGAGGAAGUUUUCUGA
This is a messenger RNA of Aspergillus neoniger CBS 115656, 2619 nucleotides long. RefSeq names its product nitric-oxide synthase. Bases 58 to 2619 code for a protein of 853 amino acids. The transcript has 6 exons. NCBI's taxonomy places the organism in Eukaryota, Fungi, Ascomycota, Eurotiomycetes, Eurotiales, Aspergillaceae. Gene Ontology annotation, molecular function: nitric-oxide synthase activity; FMN binding. The record is from RefSeq and is a predicted model, not a curated record. Gene Ontology annotation, biological process: nitric oxide biosynthetic process.